Perognathus longimembris pacificus (Pacific pocket mouse) is the source of this 1991-nucleotide messenger RNA. It is a transcript of the gene Pdss2, whose product is annotated as decaprenyl diphosphate synthase subunit 2. The record is from RefSeq and is a predicted model, not a curated record. The transcript has 7 exons. Gene Ontology annotation, biological process: isoprenoid biosynthetic process; ubiquinone biosynthetic process. Gene Ontology annotation, molecular function: prenyltransferase activity. Bases 286 to 1332 code for a protein of 348 amino acids. Lineage: Eukaryota; Metazoa; Chordata; Mammalia; Rodentia; Heteromyidae. Gene Ontology annotation, cellular component: mitochondrion; transferase complex.
UUUACGACAGGCCGCGUUUCACACCACCAACAUGGCGUCCCCCUGCCGGCCGUUGCUGUGGUAGUGGUGUCUGCCUCAGGUGGCCGGAGGCGGCGCUGAGCUGCGGUCCACCCGGGAAACUGCAGAAGUUCGUUUCUGGUCACGACUCUCGAAAGCCCAGCGUGUUCUUAGGGUCGCGAGCCUGAGAAAGUUCCUCAAGUCCCCGGUUGGUUUUCCCGUGCUGUCUCGGGACGCCCUCGGGUCCCGGGCCCGCCCUCGUCCCACCGGUAUCCCCGGACUCCCGUCAUGAGCCUUAGGCUGCUGCUUUCGCGUCGGCCCCGCAGUCUUGGGGCCUCGGGCCCCCCACGUCGCCGAUGGUGGUCUCGGUCCCUCGACACGGCCCCCUUGGUUGGCUCGUGGCGUGGUCGGUGCUCCAAGUCGCCGGCUCACUGGAGCCAGGUGGUGUCGGAGGCGGAGAAGAUAGUGGGCUACCCCACGUCCUUCAUGAGCCUCCGGUGCCUGCUCAGCGACGAGCUCAGCAACAUCGCCAUGCAGGUGCGGAAGCUGGUGGGGACGCGGCACCCCCUGCUCACCACGGCCAGGGGGCUUGUACAUGACAGCCGGCAUAACCUUCAGUUGAGAGGCUUGGUAGUGUUGCUCAUUUCCAAAGCAGCAGGGCCCAGCAGCAUGAACGAUUCAUGUCAGAAUUAUGACAUGGUCAGUGGCAUCUACUCAUGUCAAAGAAGUUUGGCAGAGAUUACAGAACUUAUCCACACUGCCCUCCUUGUACAUCGUGGGAUAGUAAAUUUAACUGAAUUGCAGUCAUCUGAUGGACCAUUGAAAGACAUGCAGUUUGGAAAUAAAAUAGCCAUCCUGAGUGGAGACUUUCUUCUAGCAAAUGCCUGCAAUGCACUAGCUCUCCUACAGAAUACCAAGGUUGCAGAACUUAUAGCAAGUGCUCUUAUGGAUUUGGUACAUGGAGUAUACCAGGAAAAGCCUACUUCCACCAAGUUUAACUGUCUCUUUCAGAUUAAUUCUGACCUCCAGCCAUUUAUUAAAGAAAAGAGCAAAGACUCCAUGACUUUUAACUUAAACUCGGCUCCUGUAGUCUUACAUCAGGAGUUUCUUGGAAGAGAUUUGUGGAUUAAGCAGAUCAGAGAGGCUCAAGAAAAAGGAAGAUUAAACUAUACUAAGUUGUGUGAAACAAUCAAAGCUGGCAAAGGUGUGACUUCAGCUAUUGACCUGUGUCGUUACCAUGGAAACAAGGCACUGGAAGCCCUGGAGAGCUUCCCUCCCUCAGAGGCCAGAUCAGCUUUGGAAAAUAUUGUAUUUGCUGUGACCAGAUUUUCCUGACACCAAAUUUAAAAGACACUAGUGCUCCUUGGCUGAAAAAACUAGAGAAUGAGGUGAUCAGAAGAACUUUUGUGAUCAAAAAAAUCUGAACAUGUUAAUGAUUUUAAACACAUCCACACUGUUUCCUUUGAUCAUAUUGCUAAAUGAAUACUGCCUUCCUUUUGGAUCUACUACAAACAAAAUCAGAAGAAAAAAAGGUCAAGCCGUUUUCACUUGUCACACCAGCAGCACACUUGAGGCUGCAGUAGCAGAAAUAAUUAAUGAGAUUCGCUCUGUGACCUCAGCAAAUGGACAGGAAAUAAGUCCUUAUUGAUUGGACUGAGCCAGGGAUGGCGCCAGGGCGGGGGGCCUGUGGUUUUCCUUGCGGAGAGGACACAGCAAGCUGGAAGCUGCAGGUGUCAAGAGAAGCAUCGUUGAGACCGGCCCUGGAGAACUGUCACAUUGAAGCCUACUGACCAGUUGUCAUGAGAGAGAAUAGUUCAUUAACAAACAAAAAUAUAGUCAUUGGUUAUGUCUCUCUCUUUAUGGAUACAAUAUGAAUAUACUUUGUGCACUAUAGGGUUUUUAUAAGAUUCUGGGAGGAAGGAACUGCUGAAAGUUGCCAAAUAUUUGGAGUUGGAGAUUAAGGUAUUAUUAAAUGUUAACAGUUAUAUUAGGAA